AUGGCCGUCGACCCUGCAUCGACUGCAUCGACUGCAUCGACUGCAUCAGACGCCAAGAUGAACGGCGUGAAUGGGAGUGUAAAUGGCUCCGAUGGCCGUAGGGCAGGACGGGACAGCAGGAGAAGACGGAGGAGUGCCAGUAAGCAGAAGGGGUAUGCGGGUUGGGUGGUUGAUAAGGGAUUGAAGGUGUUUGUCUGGUAUGCUUUGGCCACAGUACUAUUCCGCUGUCCAGGGCAGCAGAAGGAUGUCUUGGACAGCACGCCGAAGCUCUGCAAGCCUUAUCUGCAGACGAGGGAUUAUGUCACACCAUUCGCUAAACCAUACUACGACCAAUACCUCGCUCCUCACGUCCAGCGAGCUCAGCCAUAUUUUGAUCAAGUCAAUGAGAAGGUCUACACACCCGGCUUGGCAGCAUACAAUCAACAUGCAGCCCCUCGAGUCCAGCAAGCACAACAGCAGGCACAUGUACAAUGGGAGAAGACACUCAAACCACAACUCGAAGUCGCCCGCCAGCAAGCCGGGAAGCAAUACGAUGCCGUCCUCAGCCCGCACGUCAAGCAAGUCCAGGGUGUGGUCCAACCCUACUACGACUCCGUGGCGACUUCCGCAAGCGAUAUUUGGGAACUCGAACUCCAGCCCGUCUACCGCAAUACCGCUCCCUAUCUGCAGAAAAUGUACACCCAAGGCCAGGAAUUUGCGGUCAACACUGCUCUCCCACAAGCACAAUAUGCCAGCUCUGCUGCGUGGACAUUCUGGGUCAAGCAGGCCUGGCCGAGGAUGCGCGUGCUGUAUGGAGAGAAUGUUGAGCCCCAGCUUAUGAGGAUCACUGAGCGUUUGGGUCGGUACAAGGAUGGAAAGAAGAUUGAGGCGGAGGUCAGGAGUGCGGAGAUCUCUUCUUCAUACGCGGAGUCCAGCUCCAGCAUCGCCUCUGCUGCUUCUUCGGCUUCUUCUGUCGUUAGCGAGGCUACAAAGGGCACAGCAUCCAUGGCUUCGGCUGUCACGUCUUCCGCUACCCCCGAGCCUAGUGUCUCGUUGACUGAGCAAUUCGAAAAUGACCUCAAACACUGGCACGACGCUUGCGCACGUGCGGUGAAGGAAGGCUCCGAGCACCUAAAGGAACGCGUCGAUGAAAUCGCUACUCACCAGUCCGCGAAGCAAGUCACCAAAACAGGCAACGCCCUCUUGACCCAACUCGAACAGACGGGUGAGGGAGCGAUCAACAGCGUCAAGGCCCACAUCCUGGGCAUAGUCGGCGGCCUCCCAGAAGAAGCAGAAGACUCCCAUCUGAGCGAAGCAAAAGACAAUCUCGCCAAAGCCAUCCGUAACGCCGGCAAAAGCGUCCGGGAGUCCGCCCAAGCUGUUCGAGAUUGGAAGACCUCCUUCACCACCUCUACGGACGAUCUCGCCGACAAGUCUCUGCAAAGCACCUUCGAAACCAUCGACUCGAUCCGCGAAAUCCGCCUCAGUGAAAUCGGGAGGAAGUAUGCUGAUAAGGAGCUUCCGCACAAGGAGUGGAGUAAAUAUUCCGAUCUCAAGAAAGCUACACAAGCGUGGCGCGAUGAUGUCACGAAGGUUGUCUCCGGCAAUGAGGCGAUUGGGAGUGCUAAGCGUGAGGCUGAGGAGGUGGAGAGUAAAGGUAUGGGCAUCGCGGAGGAUGUGGCUAAGGAGCUUGGGAGGUUGAAGGAGGUUGGGUUGUGGAAGAUACAGGCGAGGGACGCUGCGGAUGAUUUUGAGACGAAAGCUACACCGCCCGUUGCCGCCCAAGCUGCGAAGAGGGUUCAGGAUGCUGUGUCGGGCGCUUCGGAAGCUGUAGUUGGUUCUUCGACGGGAUCUGUGGAGUCCGCUUCUUCUGCUGCUUCGUCGAAGGCUAGUCAGCUUUCUAGCAGUGCUAGUGAAGCUGUCUAUGGCUCUGUGGGCUCCGCGGAGAGCGUGGCUAGCCACGUCAAAAGCGCUGCUGGUGAGGGGUAUGCCAAGGUUGCUGGACAGGGUGAGCAGAGUCCUCUGGCUGACUCGGCCAGCAGCGCUACUGAGAGCCUGAAGAGUGCUGCUUCGGUCGCUCCGGAGAGUGUGCUUGGCACGCCUUCGGGUGUUAGCGAUUCCGCCACCGAUAUUGCUUCGAGCCUUUCAUCUGCUGUCGUUGGCACGGGGUCUGGUCUCAGCGACUCAGCCACCGAUGUUGCUUCGAGCAUUUCAUCUGCUGUCGUUGGAACACCCUCGGGCGUCAGCGACUCUGCCACAGACGUCGCUUCGAGCUUUUCGUCGGCUGUUGUUGAUGGGCAGAGCUCGAUCGGCAGCUCUGCGAGCAAAGCUACGGAGAGUGUGAAGAGUGCCGCUUCUGUCAUUUCGGAGAGCGUCAUUGGUACGCCCUCGGGUGUCAGUGAUUCCGCUACUGAUGCCGCUUCGAGCUUGUCUUCUGCUGUCAUCGGGACUUCUUCCGGACUCAGCGAUGCUGCAACCGAUGCUGCGUCAAGCAUCUCAUCUGCUGUUGUCGGUACUCCCUCCGACGUGAGUGAUUCGGCGACAGAUGCAGCAUCAAGCAUCUCCUCUGCCGUUCUCGGUGAGGAAAGCCCGGUCGCCUCAACCGCCUCCAGCCUUUCGUCCGCCGCAAGCAAGUCCCUUGGUCCAAAAGCAGCAAGUAUCCUAGCCGCCGGCAAAGCAAAGAAAGACGCAGCUUCCAAGAGCGCCGAAUCCGCCGCUACUGUGGCCAGCUCAUCUGGAAAUUCUAUCGCAUCCGACGCUUCCGCUUCCCCGUCCUCCACCUUGAGUGAUGCCUCUUCCAGCCUCUCCUCCGGGGCAAGCGUUGCAUCUUCAAGCGCCAGCUCCGUGGCUUCAUCAGCGAGUAGUAAAGUCUUCCUAGGCGCCAACGCCCAAGUCAUCGUCGAAGCGCGCGAACCUAUCUUCGACGAGGACAUUAUCGACGACGAUGCAUCGUACAGCGCCCGAAUCCAGAGUGUGGUUGAUGCAGCCAAAGAUCAGGCUACGGAACUUACGCAGGCGGUUUUGGAUGCUAUGAGGCCUACUGCUACGGCUACGGAUGUCCAGGGUACUGCGAGUUCUUAUGCUAGUAGUGCUUCUUCGCUUGCGAGUGAGCAGUACGAGAGUGCCAUUAAUGCUGCUUCGAGCGUGCUCUUUGGUGGCAAGGCAGCACAGGCUACGGGUACGGGAAGUGCAAUGGCGAGGGAUUUGUAUGAGAGUGCUGUUACUGCUGCAUCCUACGCCAUCUACGGCACCCCAGCCGCCAGCGGUCUUGCCAGCGCCGCAUCUUCGCGCUACAACGACGCUCUCAGCCAAGCGUCCUCCCACUACGAAGCAGCUAAAUCUCGUCUCUCGGUCCAGGUCUCUGGGACCCCUGAACCGGUGCAUAAGCAAAUGUUCACUUCCGUGGAAUCGGCUUACUCUGACUCCCUGUCAGCGGCUAGCAAGCGCCUGAAUGAAGCCCUGGGCUCCUCACCAACGCCAGCAGCCAAUCUGUAUGCGGCCGUACCAACUAUUGGCCGGUACGAAAGCAUUUCGGCCAUCGCCUCCUCUCGUCUCGCGGAAGGUUUGAGUGCGGCUUCUGCGCAGUACACGAGCGCUAAGGUCGCUAUGGGUGUCGACCCGACUCCAGCUCAUCAGGCGUACCUUGGUAGUGCCCAAGCGGCUUACUAUCAAGGGAUCGGUAUGGCUCACGACAGGUACUCUUCCUUCCUCCACGCCGCGAGCAGUGUCGCGGGCGCUACGCCUACGACUGGCUACCAGGCUUACCUCGCCGCGGCGCAGAGCACAUAUAGUGCUGCUCUAUCUGCGGCUUCGGCUAAUAUGCAAGAUCUUAUGGCUUCGGCUUCAAGCGUGGCGGGUGUCUCUAGCACACCGGCUGCUCAGUCUUACCUGGACGACUUCUCCGCUAGCUACGACUCCGCCAUCGCGGCUGCUUCCUCCCAGCUCGCACUAGCUUCCAGCAGCGCCAGUGUAUUGUUCUACGGCUCCCAAAAGGGUUCCGUCGAGCAAGCCACCGAGGCAGCUGGAUCAUACUACACCGACGCCGCUUCCCAGAUUUCCUCCGCCGUCUAUGGUACCGAGACCCCCUGGACCGAAGCCGCCGCUUCCCAGGCGAGCGAGAAUUGGGAGGCCUUGAUUGCCCACGCGAGCGAACAGAUCUAUGGUCAACCUCCUCCCAUGACGGAUGCGAUAUACAGUUCCGCUACGGCGUACGCUGCUCAGGCUACUCUGGCCGCGGCACAGCAGUAUGAAGCUGUGCAAUCGCUUUUCUCUGAGCUUGUGAGCGGACGGGAGCCGGAUUUCACGGACUCGGUGAUGGCGAGGUUCCAGUCGGCGUAUGCUACUGGUGCCCCGGCUAUGGUCUCUAGUGCGAGUAGUUUUGUCGAGGACACCUAUGCUUCUGCUUCUUCGGUCGUGGCUUCGGUGUUUACUCCACCGAGUAGUCUGGAUAAUAUUAUGGAUUCCGUCAACGCUCAGCUCAACGCUGCCGUCGACGCCGCGAGCCAGCAAGUCUAUGGGCAGAGUAAGGGGACGUUGGAGUCUGUUACCGAUGCUGCCUCGAGCGUCUACACCGACGCCGCGUCAAUGGCUGGACAUGCGGCUUCGCAGAUUAGCGAGGCGGUUUAUGGGCAUGAAACGGGUUAUGCUGAGGCGGCACAAGGCUCUGUGGCUGCUGUGGCGGCGGCGGCGAGUAAGAGUAUUUCGGAGGCUAUCUACGGUUCUCCUACGGGUACGGUCGAGGCUGCUUCCAACAGCGCGGCCAGUGUCUACGAUUCGCUUACCUCUGCUGCUUCGUCCCAAGCUGCUGCCGUUGCUUCGUCGGUGAGUAAGGCGGUUUAUGGAGAGGAGAAGGGGUAUGUGGAUGGUCUGCAGAGUUCCAUCUCUGUUGCCAUGGCGAGCGCUUCGAGCAGGAUCGCGGCCUUCAAGGUCGAGGAUGUGGUCAUUUCGGCCUCUAGUGCUGUGGUGGAGGUGGGGAGUUCGGUCAGCUCGAUCGCUAGCCAGGUCACCGAGAGUGCGGGGAGCGUAGUUGGGGAUGCUGGGGGGUUUGUGGCUGAGGCAGCGAGUAGUGUGAGUUCGGCGGUUAGUGAAGUAGGCAAGAGCGCCGGGAGUGCGGUCAGCGAGGCCACGGAGAGCGUAGCUAGUGUGGCUAGCUCGGUCACGGGGAGGACGAAGGACGAGCUGUGA
Recurvomyces mirabilis is the source of this 5163-nucleotide messenger RNA. RefSeq lists its product as uncharacterized. Bases 1 to 5163 code for a protein of 1720 amino acids. The record is from RefSeq and is a predicted model, not a curated record. Lineage: Eukaryota; Fungi; Ascomycota; Dothideomycetes; Mycosphaerellales; Teratosphaeriaceae. The transcript is spliced from 2 exons.